Molecule: messenger RNA, 3944 nt
Organism: Colossoma macropomum (tambaqui)
Lineage: Eukaryota; Metazoa; Chordata; Actinopteri; Characiformes; Serrasalmidae
Gene: rhobtb1
Product: Rho related BTB domain containing 1
Exons: 10
Coding region: 266-2329 (687 amino acids)
Biological process (GO): small GTPase-mediated signal transduction
Molecular function (GO): GTPase activity; protein binding; GTP binding
Source: RefSeq, a predicted model, not a curated record
AGAGAGCAUAGUGCACGAAGGCUGCUCCGACCCUUUCCCCAGCUUCGCCAAACCGGAUUAACAUUUUUGACGAACUGGGACGUUGUAGCGAUUACGAAAUGACCGUGCAGCGUUUGCCGUGCAGCUAGCGCUCAGGGAUUUUUUUCUUUUGCAGUAGAAAGGGAGAGAGCCGCUGUCGUCCGGUCUGCUUGCAAGUCUCUUCAGUUCUUGGCAGCAAGAAGAAGAAACACAAACAAUCCCAAAGAAACGGGUACUGAAGUGUAGUAUGGACUACGAAAGGCCCAACGUAGAAACAAUCAAGUGUGUGGUCGUUGGAGACAAUGCUGUGGGGAAGACACGCCUUAUUUGUGCCCGAGCCUGCAACACCACCUUGACCCAAUACCAGCUACUGGCCACCCACGUCCCAACCGUCUGGGCCAUCGAUCAGUACAGAGUCUGCCAAGAGGUCUUAGAGCGCUCCAGAGACGUGGUGGAUGAUGUCAGUGUGUCCCUCAGACUCUGGGACACUUUUGGAGAUCACCACAAGGACAGACGCUUCGCCUACGGCAGGUCUGACGUGGUGGUUCUGUGCUUUUCCAUCGCCAACCCCAACUCUCUCCAUCACGUCAAGACCAUGUGGUACCUGGAGAUCAAACACUUCUGCCCACGUACACCUGUCAUUCUUGUAGGAUGUCAGCUCGAUCUACGCUAUGCAGACUUGGAGGCUGUCAAUCGGGCUAGACGACCAUUAGCAAGGCCUAUAAAACCUGGAGACAUUUUGCCUCCAGAGCGUGGAAGGGAAGUGGCCAAAGAGCUGGGUAUUCCGUAUUAUGAAACAAGUGUCUUUGAUCAGUUUGGCAUUAAAGACGUCUUUGACAAUGCCAUCCGAGCCGCUCUCAUCUCCAGGCGGCACCUUCAGUUCUGGAAGUCCCAUCUGCGGAAGGUCCAGAAGCCCCUACUGCAGGCACCCUUCCUCCCCCCCAAAGCACCUCCACCAUUGAUCAAGAUCCCAGAUUGCCCCCCCAACAACCAUGAUGGCCCCAGGCAGCUUCUAGAGAACCCCCUCUGUGCUGAUGUCAUGUUCAUCAUUCAAGAGCAUAUCCAUGUGUUCGCCCACAAGAUAUACCUGUCUACCUCAUCCUCCAAGUUCUUCGACCUCUUCCAGAUGGACUUCUGUGACGAGUCCCAGUGUUUGGUGGUGACAGAGCGGCAUGGGCGGGACCAGCUGAUGCGGACCCUCAGCCUGGACACGGAGGAAGACGUGGCUGUGUUGCCCAAUCUUUCACCUUGUUCUCUACGCACCUCCAAGAGUGAUGGAACUCUGAAGAUAAUGAGCUUCAGCGGGAGACACCGUCGCACUAAGUUGUCCCUGGCAUCUUGGAGUAAAGCGUUCUACAGCAUCCACAGAGAAACCGUGGUCAACCCAGUGACAGGUACUCCAGCUCCAAUGACAGUGGUGAAGAUGGACCACUCCAUCCAGCUGGGGCCAUUCAGUGCAGUGCUGCGGUUUCUAUACACGGGGGAGCUAGACGAGAAGGAGAAGGACCUGAUGAAGAUCGCCCAGAUCGCUGAGAUACUGGAAGUCUUUGACCUGAGGAUGAUGGUGGAGAACAUCAUGAACAAAGAGGGCUUCAUGAAUCAGGAGAUCACGAAAGCAUUCCAUGUGAGAAAAGCCAACAGGAUCAAGGAAUGUCUGGCCAAGAACAAUUUUACAGAUGUUGUGUUCAGGUUGGAUGAUGGCACCAUCAAUGCACAUAAGCCUUUGCUGAUCUCCAGCUGUGACUGGAUGGCUGCUCUGUUUGGAGGCUCAUUCAUUGAGAGUGCAAACAAUGAGGUCUCCUUCCCCAACACCAGCAGGGUGUGUAUGCAGGCAGUGCUGGAGUACCUCUACACCAAUCAGCUGUCGCCCAUGGCCGACCUGGACCCAAUGGAGUUAAUCGCUCUGGCAAACAGACUGUGCCUUCCCCGCCUCAUCGCCCUGACAGAGCAAUAUGCAGUGAGUGAGUUGUUGAAGGCCUUUAAGGACGGACAAGACAUAGACGGCGAAGUUCUCACCUAUCUGGAGCUUGCUCAGUUCCAUAACGCCAACCAACUUGCUGCCUGGUGCUUGCAUCACAUCUGCACUAAUUACAACAGUAUAUGUGCCAUUUACCGCAAAGAGAUCAAGUCCAAAUUACCAGAGAACCAGGAGUACUUUGAGAAGCACCGCUGGCCUCCAGUCUGGUACCUGAAAGAGGAAGACCACUACCAGAGGGUGAAGAAGGAGAGGGAGAAGGAGGAUGUGGUUCUGAACAAGCAUCACUCACGCCGCCGCUGGUGCUUCUGGAGCACCUCUCCUGCAGUGGCCUGAGAGAGAAAGACAGCACCUCCCUCAGGGCCAUCCUGCUAACGCUAGCGUUCUCUGUCUUAAUGUUCAGAUGAUGUAUCUGACAAUGCAAUGUCAUAUUUUUUUUUUACUUAUACGUAAUAGGUCAGGCAGACGUCCAAAAAGUUCAAAGCACAAUCAGUGUCGAAAUAGUAGAAAUGUAUAGGCUGUUGUCUAGUGAAACUCAGUGAUGAGGAUGGUUUGAUAAUAAGGGUUGUAAUCAUAGUAAUUAUAAUAAUAUGUUUGCAUCACAGCGAUCACUAGAUUACUAGACACAGUAAACAGAAACAAAUUUCCACUGUUCCUUUCUACAUAGCUCUAGGUACAAAGGGUUUCUGCAGUUAUCCAAGUGCUAAAUUCCUAUGCUACUAAUCCUGACAAACUCACACUUGAAUUUAACGGUAGCCUAGUAGAAGCAGCAUUAUAGAAGAUUCACAUUUAGAUAACACUGUCGAUAAACUACCUUCUAUGUUAAUGUUUGCCGGCACUUGUGACCUCAAAGAUGGCGCAAGCUGUCAGCGUGGCAGGGAAAGCGUUUGCUGUCGACUCAUAAGCUAACUCAGCCGUAAUCUGUGUGCAUCGUGAGCGUCUGAGUUCAUAGCAGCUCCCUUUUGGUACCAGCCCUGUGUGAAACAUCAGGUACAUCAAUGCAAUAACUCAUUUGGUGUAUUUUAACAAGGGCCAAAUCACACCAGUGGACACCUACCCUCCUCGUGCCAGGGAACACUACAGCUCACCACAGCUAGUCCUGUAUUUUUCUACAGCCUCUUCCUUUCCUUUAGCAUAGCGCAGCGUAAACAGCUGUGGUCAAAUGAAAAGUUCACUCUUGUAUUAGAAGGGCUUAGCACUAUGGCUUAGUUCAGGGUUUACUUGAAAACUAACAAACCUUAACCAACAGACGUAACAAUCCAUAACCACCAAUCACAUAUACCUUCACCGUGAUUGUGCUAGAAGUUACGUAUACUGUAGUGGAUUGUAACUUUAUUUACACAUCAAAGAUUGUCAUAGUUGUUAAAGGUUAACGUUAUUGGGGAUCUCCUCAUCAGUUUUAGGAUAAAUAUGUAUGAUGAAUGUAAACAUGCUAAAUUCUGCAGAUGAAGAAUGCUGAGGAGUUCUCCGGCUCAUAGUUAGUGUUGGUCAGUAUACUCUUGGUAUAUGUACUCUGCUGUUAAGAACACGUGGGUGUUUGUGUACAAUGCACCUGAUCAUUGUUAAUGUAUCUCGAAAGAGGCAAGACAGGUGGUUUAACUUGCCUAUGGAUAAAGGGGAAACUUAAUACUUGAAUAAUAGAAUGUUUUUUUUUGUUUUUAGCCAUGUAGGUUGUCUUUAGUUGUCCAAAAUAAUAAGUAGAUAAUGAUGCUCACUAGUACAAUGUGAUCGUUCUUUCUCAGUGAUAUUGGCAGAAUUGGUGUUGACUAUCGUUAGCUGCUACAGACCAAGUGGCUGGUUCAUUUGGUUCUUGCUGUCAAAGGCCUUUGAUCUUGCUGGUCAUUAUCUUUAAUGUUAGUUGUUUGUUUAUUUAUGUAUGUAUGUAUUUAUUUAUUAUUUAUUUAUUUUAUAAACAGAAUGUUCUUUAAUAAAUUAUCGACUUACUUAUGCA